UAACUGAACUUAAUGUUGUCAAACUUGGUUCUGUGUACAGACACAUUCUUAUGAAUGCCACACCUCAUUGACAAUAAAGGGUAGACAUUUGAUACUUGCACCAUAGGUACACCCUGUGGAGUAGUUAAGAAUAAGAAAGAACUUUUUUAAUCCCAAAGGAAAUUAUUUUGCCAGUGUCGAAACAGUAACUGUAAACGGUUUUUUUUUGGUGUGUCUGUGUUUUUUUUUUUUUUUUAACAAUAAGAACAAGGAGUACAUGAUUAUCCAAAAUGACUAAAAGACACUUUCACAAAAUGUUUGACAGUAUUGUGUUUAAAGGAUUUUUAUUAUAAUUUUGAUAGUUAUACCUAACAAUUCUACUCCAAAAAAUAUAUGCAGGGUUGGGUAGGAUUACUUUGAAAUGUAAUCCAAAAGUAAUCAGAUUACAAGUAAUUCAAAUGUAUGUACCGUACAUACAUACAUGUAAUCCACAUGUAUUCUUUUAAAGUAAUCCUACAAAACACAUUCAUGGAGAGUUGACUGGAAGGCCAAAGUGUGGAAGAAAAAGCUUCUCAACCAACAGGGAUGACCUCAGUCUUGAGAAGAUUGUCAAGCAAAGCAGUUUUGUAAUCAGAUGCCCGUUUUCUAUUUUUUGGAGCUAUAAUCAAAAACAACAAAAAGCUUCAGAUGCUUUCGUUUAUAUGUAAUGAGUAAAAUACAUAAAAUGUUUGCUGUCUGAAAUACCUGACAAAAAUAUUGGAAUUUUUCACAAUUCUGUUCUCAGUUUUUGAGGUGCACUGUUAUGUAAGACAAAUCCAUAUGGUGAGAAAAAAGGUCUCCAAUCAAACAACACUCAAGAAAUAAAAAUUUAUGCCACUGCAACAGCCCUCAGCCUCAGCUUCACUAGUACAGAAAACAUCUUUCCUGGUAGCUCUUGUCAACACUGGAGAUGCCACUAAAAAAGAUGUCAAAAGCAGUCCGGACAAAGCUAAACAGCUUAUCAAACUGCAUGAUCUUUGGAAUUUAGUGCAGUAUAGUAUAGUAGAAAAACCAAACCAAGACAAUGUCUAACAUCAACACUGAGUCCAUUUUCUGUGGAAGAGAAUGAUUUAAAGUCACUUUGGAAACACUUAAAUGCAGCAAGUAAAUAUAUUUGUGAGAUUUUAUGACAUAUCUUAUAGUCGUCUCUGCCACCUGCUGGGUGAUAAUGGAUGCUGGAUUGGUGGAUUAGUAGCAGGUGUGGUUGUCAUUGAAAGAGCAAAACAGAUUCUACAAGGAAAUAUACUAAAUCUGAAAAAUAAACUGCUACUUCAUGAUUGUUUCACUGUAGUUAUGUUCUAAAAUUUAAAUAAUAGGGUCGCACUACCACAAAACCGAGCGAGAAUGUAGCUGAAGUAGCCUUUCUGUGUCUCUCUUAAUACUUAAUAUAUGGUUUUCAAUUACAUGUAGCUUAAAAUUAGCUUGUCAGUUUCUUUUAUUUCCAAAGUCUUGUUCUGGUGACCACCAAGACCACCACUGUUUGUUUAUUAAUAUAUCAUUUUAUACAUGUAUGAGAUUGAUAUAUGUUGACGACUAAAUCAUUUGACAAAGAUGCUACCUGAACCAAUGUACUGCUGGAGAGUCGCCCCUCAAUCAGUUCUUCUCAGUGCUUCAAACUGGAAUUACUUCAUUGGGCUUGUUCCCGACAGAAUUUGUAUUUUAACAUUUCUGGUGAGGCUGCGUUAACAUAAUAUCUCUUUCAGAUGCUAUAAAAGCUAGCCAGUAAGGGCAAAGUUAAGCACCUUGACACUUGCACAAAUUUUGGCCCCACACUGCAGCACAAUUCUUCACGUCAAUGCAUGUCAUUAGAUGGUGCGCACCUUGACACGUGCACAGAUUUGAUCCCUGCACUGGCAUGGAAUCUUGUAUGCCAUUGAGUAAACUUGUUGCAAACUAUGCAUAAACCGUGCAUGGAAUAACACGCAUUGACACUGCUAGUUCAGGCAAGUGGCACGAAAUUUAUGCAUGCCAAAAAUUUUGAAGAUUUCAAAAUCUUUGCACAUUGGCAUGCAGCCGUGCACAGUUCACGGAGACUUUACAGCAGUUUCCGACAAGUUCACUCAUUGGCACGCUAAAUUACGUGCCAGUGCGGCAGUCAGAUUUGUGCAAGUGUCAAGGCACUUUAAGGGUACAGCAGUCUGGCAUUUGACCUCAGCAACCUUGACCUUCAGUCAAAUGAUUACCCUCGAGCUGAUCUUGCCAGGGCAAUUCUGAUUCUGCCUAAGUGUGCCCUAUAUUUGGUCCAAAUGGAGUAGGAAAUCCAAUUCCUUGAACUUUCCCAAAAUUAAUACUUUAAGGGCAAUUUUGGGGUAAACCUUCAUUGGGGGAGUUGGCCGACCAACGGGCAGACAUGACCUUGAAAAAAACAAAAAAAUAAUGUUAUGAACUAGCUAUCAUUAUUUCAAAUAACCGUUUAUCUUCCUGAACAUUAAAAAGUACAAAGUUUCUGGUUUUGCUUUUGUUCCUAGUGAUACAUCGCUUCUGCAUUCCGUUAAUUUUACCGGUUCAAAGCCUUGGAUCUUGGCGCUUGAAAAUAGGUUUGGAUUUCUCUUCCCUCCCAAAGAUCUAGAUAUUUUAUUUUCAAAGCACUGAUUGUUUUCUGCUUUUCUUAAGAUUUGCUGAGCCUGUUUUCCUGCAGUUUGAGCUCUGUGACGCCUUGCUGUCAGCUGGGGAACAUGGAUUUGAUGACAUCAGGGUGAAAGUAUUUUUUGGCAGUAGUUGCUUAAACAGGGUGGACGUUAUGGAGUGUGUUUUGCUGCGCUGAGCUCGACUUGAAGAAUGAUAUCUCACUCGACGAUUGCAAAACCAUGUAGGAAAACUGCACUCAGAAGAAGGACGACCAGCCCCGAAGAAUCCGGAUGGCUCAUAAUUUCUCAUCUGCGAUGAUCAUGCUCCACGCGUGUGCAGCGUUCUGGUGGGUCUCGGUCGUCUUCUCCCAGGCUAUUUAUCCCUCAUUCAGGAAAGGACGAAACAUUACAAUCCAGUCCUCCCAGCUCGUCUGCAGUCUGCCGGGCCCAGCAGGGCCUGCUGGGAACCCCGGAGUCCCUGGGUCUCCGGGUGCCAUGGGGCCCAUGGGGGUCCCUGGGAGGGAUGGCCCCGAUGGAAAGGAUGGAGAGAAAGGGGAAAAAGGAGAUAAUGGCGAUUCAGGGAGGCCUGGGAACCCAGGCAAGCCGGGGGUGAAAGGUCGAGAAGGUUUCAUUGGCAAAGCUGGUCCUAGAGGACUGAAGGGACUACGUGGCCCACCGGGAGUGGCUGGAAAACGGGGGGAAAAGGGAGAUGUGGGUGACGUGGGUCAGCAAGGAGCUCCAGGAGGCUGUAACUGUGGCAAGCAAGCACGUUCAGCUUUUUCUGUGGCAGUCACUAAGAGUUACCCUAAAGAGAAGAUGCCCAUCCGCUUCAGUCGAGUCCUUCUGAAUGAAGGGAAUCACUACAACGUGAGCAGUGGAAAGUUUGUCUGUGCUAUCCCUGGGGUCUAUUAUUUUACCUAUGACAUCACACUGGCCAAUAAGCACCUGGCCAUUGGACUGGUCCACAAUGGACAGUACAAGAUCAGGACAUUUGACGCAAAUACUGGGAACCACGAUGUGGCAUCUGGUUCCACUGUUCUUCACCUGCAGAAGUCAGACAAUGUUUGGCUGCAGAUCUUCUACUCAGAGCAGAAUGGACUCUUCUUUGACCCCUUUUGGACAGAUAGUACAUUCACUGGAUUUCUUAUCUACCCUGACCAGGACUAUCUCAGUGAGUCUGAUAGAAAAGCCAGUGCUGGGGAUGACAGCUGAUCCCUUAAUUCUGAACUAUGUUUACUCACAUUUGACCAAAUUUCCUGUUGUACAUGUAAGAAAAUUGCUGUGCAAUAAUUUGCCAAGAGCAGUACACAGUUUCAGACAGCAGGUGGCACAAUAGAAUUGAACUCAUACAGACACAAGGACAGUUCAUCAAAGCUGAUGUUUGGAACUUUUGUACUCUGGCUGCAGUAUUUUUGUGGUGCCAAACAAAUACAACUGACAAGAAUU
This is a messenger RNA of Thalassophryne amazonica, 4031 nucleotides long. RefSeq names its product C1q and TNF related 2 (gene c1qtnf2). NCBI's taxonomy places the organism in Eukaryota, Metazoa, Chordata, Actinopteri, Batrachoidiformes, Batrachoididae. The transcript is spliced from 3 exons. The record is from RefSeq and is a predicted model, not a curated record. Gene Ontology annotation, molecular function: protein binding. The coding region runs from base 2877 to 3797 and encodes 306 amino acids.